AGACAGAAAAAUACACCGCGACCACCGGCACCUGGAACGUGAGACAAAGUGACUUCCUCCUCCGGCGUUCCCAGAAUACCCUGCGUCUUCCGCCAGAGGCCACCCACAAGGAAGCUAACGUAAGAUGUACGCCUGCGCGAAUGGUAGGCCGAGGUUUGAUCACGGUUAGAAUUGCGCAGGCGCAAAUUGUGGGCUACCGCCUCUGGAGGCAGAUUGCGGCAACUAUUACAGUUCGAGAGUCGGAUCCAGCCCGGGAAGGUUUUUUUGUUUUCCAGCGGUAUUACACAAACGAUGACAUCUGAAAAAAAAGCCAAUACUUAUUAAUAAAAAGUUUUAGUUGCGGCCGUGAGUCCGCGGCAUUUAAUGUUCUCGUUUGUGCGCCUUUAAAGACAAAAAAACAACGCUUUUAAAGCGCUACUUAAGGGCGGGUUGUGCCAGCAGUGGCAUAUUGAAGAUGCCUGAAAGUGACAAACCCUCACUAGCCCUUUCGGUACACCCAACACAACCUAGGUUCUGGCACCUUUACCGCAGCGUUAAGCGCGCUCGCAAACCUCGGAGCCUUCAUCGCGAGAAUUUACGGGAUUAGACGCGGGAGGAGGAGAAGACGACUUUUGGCGGCUGACAAGACAGCUUUCAGAAGCACGGGCUCUAGUCUCCGGUUUCAAGUGCCUCUCGGGCCCCAUUGCGCGUGCGCGCACGUGGCUCCACCCUCUUUGUCCGACACCUUGCUCCCCAUGCUUCCUGCACGUUUGACUGCUAGACUGCUCUGGCCCUCAGUUAGGAGGUCCACUCCCACCGCAGUGCGCCACAGCCUCGGAGAGCCGCUCUUGCAGACACGAUGCGCGGUCGCCACCUCCUCCCAGCACCCAGCGGGCCUGGGACCUGGGCUUCUUCGUGGCCCAACGGCGAGUGGGGGUUACAAAGGAAGGGAUGACUUGGAGGAGAGUUUUCUGUUUCCCGAGUACGUCCCGGAGCCGGAGCCCGCACCGGCUCUAGAAGAGCAGCUGCGGGAGCUGCGGCAGCGUCAGGAAGAGGAGGAACGACAGAAACAACAGCAGCGGGAGGAGCGGCGGCAGCAGAAGCUACGGGACAGCCUCCGGGUGCACAGGGUCGUGGGGCACCCUGACCCGACGGUGCCGCCCAGCGGCCUGAACUGCUCGGGCUGCGGGGCGGAGCUGCACUGCCAGGACCCUGGCGUGCCCGGCUACCUGCCCAGCGAGAAGUUCCUUAGCGCCGCGGCGCAGGCGGACGGCGGGCUGGCGCGGACCGUGUGCCAGCGGUGCUGGCUACUGGUGCACCACCGGCGCGCCUUGCGCCUGCAGGUGAGCCGCGAGCAGUACCUAGAGUUGGUGAGCGCUGCGCUGCGGCAGCCUGAGCCCGCCCUGGUGCUUUACAUGGUGGACUUGCUCGAUUUGCCUGACUCCUUGCUUCCCGAUCUGCCCGCGCUGGUAGGCCCAAAGCAGCUGAUCGUGCUGGGGAACAAGGUGGACCUACUGCCCCAGGACGCGCCCGGCUACCUACAGCGGCUCCGGGAGCGGCUGUGGGAAGACUGUGCCCGCGCCGGGCUCCUGCGAUCCCCUGGCCACAGAGGACCACUGCACCCCGGCAGGGGCGGGCCACCAGAUGGGGAGGAGAAUUCAAAUCAUUCGGCCAGGUCCCGUACUGUACUCCGGGACGUGCGGCUUAUCAGCGCCAAGACUGGCUAUGGAGUGGAAGAGUUGAUCUCUGCGCUUCAGCGUUCCUGGCGAUAUCGCGGCAACGUCUACCUCGUUGGUGCUACCAACGCUGGCAAGUCCACUCUCUUCAACACGCUCCUGGAGUCAGAUUACUGCAUCGCCAAGGGAUCUGAGGCUAUUGACCGAGCCACUAUCUCCUCCUGGCCUGGUACUACAUUAAACCUACUGAAGUUCCCUAUUUGCAACCCAACUCCUUACAGAAUGUUUGAAAGGCAAAAAAGGCUUAAAAAAUAUGCAUCUGAAGUUGAAGAAGAUCUUAGUCAGCUAGAACAAAAUCAACUUCAUCUCUUAAAAAAGCAUGGUUAUGUAGUAGGAAGAGUUGGAAGAACAUUCGUGUAUUCAGAAGAGCAGAAGGAUGAAGCUCCCUUUGAGUUUGAUGCUGAUUCACUUGCCUUUGACAUGGAAAAUGAACCUGUUAGAGCUGCAGAUAAACCCACCAAAAAAAUAGAUCUGACCCCACAAGAUGUGAAAGAUGCCCACUGGUUUUAUGACACCCCUGGAAUUACAAAGGAAAAUUGUAUUUUAAAUCUUCUAACAGAAAAAGAAGUAAAUACUGUUUUGCCAACACAUGCCAUUGUUCCAAGAACUUUUGUGCUUAAACCAGGAAUGGUUUUAUUUUUGGGUGCCAUAGGCCGCAUAGAUUUCCUGCAGGGAAGUCAGUCAGCUUGGUUUACAGUUGUGGCUUCCAACUUCCUUCCUGUGCACAUCACUUCCUUGGACAAGGCGGAUGCCAUAUACCAGAAGCAUGCAGGUCACACAUUACUCAAGGUUCCAAUGGGUGGAAAAGAACGAAUGGCGGAAUUUCCUCCGCUUGUUGCUGAAGACAUUACCUUAGAAGGAGGACUUGGGGAAUCUGAAGCAGUGGCUGACAUCAAGUUUUCCUCUGCAGGUUGGGUUGCUGUAACGCCUCAGCUUAAGGACAGGCUACAUCUCCGAGGCUAUACACCUCAAGGAACAGCGCUGACAGUCCGGCCCCCCCUCUUGCCCCAUAUUGUUAACGUCAAAGGAGAGCGCAUCAAGAGGAGCGUGGCCUACAAAACCAAGAAGCUUCCUUCCCUGGUGUACAAUCUGCGGAAGAAGAAACAACAGAUGAAGAUAUAAAGCUGACCUUGCUCGUGCUGAAUCUUCUAGCUAAACUACACAGCUAAAUUUGUUACUGCUCAGAACUGUGCCUAUUUGUAAUGUACUCAGUUUGUAAAUACAAGUUUUCUUGUAGGGUGUGUACAUAUGUGUGACCCAAAUACUUGUAUACCUAAAAAGGAGUUCUGCUACAUUCAAGUGUCUCACUACUGUCUUUUUUUUAUUGAGAACAGAUGUCAUUUCUUAUUUGCAGUCUACUUGAGAGGACAGUUUAGCAAUUGGCAAAUGAAAAAGUGGCGGGAAAUCAAUUUCUCCAAAUAAGAGAGACAUGAGUAGGUGGCUCUGCACCGUGUGGUAGCCCAGGGUUCCAGCUGGUGGAACAUUCCAUGGCUUCGCUCUCCAGGCAGGUGUUUGCUCACGUGGCCAUCCUUUCCCAGUGAGGGGGGAGGCGUGGCGAUGAAGAGCAAGCAGCUUCCCUGUUUAAAAGAAGGGGCAGAACCUGAAGGUGCAUACAUCAUGUCACACAGUCCAUUGGUCAGCAGUCACAUGGCCAGACCCACCCACAAAAAGCUGGGAGAUUGCGGGGGAGUAGGGACCAUUUCAGAUCUUUAGCACUUAAGACAAGGGGAGAAUGAACACUGGAGAACAAAAAGAAGUUUACCUUACAGGAGUUAAAAGUGUUUGAAAUUUUAGGUAAAAAGGUUUCAAGUUACAUCUUGUUAGCAUCCAUAAUCUAUUCUGCAACUACCAGAGAGUUUAAUUAACCAUUUUCACAUCUGUAUACACUGUGUAACAUUACAUCAAUCAGAGAUUUUUACCUUUUGUUAUUUCUAGAUGAAUACAUAACAAUGAGCAAUUGGCAGGUCAAGUCCCAGGCGCCUUGCCAGAAGUUGAGAAAAAUGCUAGCAGGAUAAGCUGGCCUGAAAUGCAGUCAGGUCCAGGAAGUUCCUCUAGACUCAGGUUUAACAUAAACUACUUUGAAUUGUUUUAUUUCAUUUUAUUGAUUUUAGAGAGAAGGAAGGGAGAGAGAGAAACGUCGAUCUGGUGUUCCACUUAUUUAUUUAGAGGAUCGGAAGACACUCUAACCCACUGAGCUACUCAGCCUGGGCAGCAUAAACUUUUGUUCUGUCAAUGUGUACCCUCUAGCCCCCUUCUCACUAAGUCCUCUUAGAAUAAAUGCAACUUGUAAAAACUUUGUAGAUCUCGCUUUCAUCGUGCUUCAAAGUGAAUGCUAUUGGCAUAUUGGGGAAGGUAGUUUUUUAUGUUUAAAACUGCACUUAAGUGUGUCAGGGCGUCCCUCUUCCCAGAUAAUAAAGGCCGGUCGCCCCUCCCCCACUCCGGCAGUCACUAUGGCAACCUAACAGUACUGCUAACGUUUCUCAACUCACCCUCUAGAGGGCAGUAGCUUCCCAACUUCAAAUUGGUAACUGAUUUCUAGGUUUUCAUUAUGGACAAUGAAAUACCAUUAUUUUUACAAAGUUAAAUUGUGGCCACUAUAUUUUUCUCUACUGUUCCAAGUUUGGAGCUUAGGCCUACUCUUUAGGAAAAAAAUGACGGAAAUAUGGUAAAUUUGGCAUUUGUACAGAAAAUACAGAACCUAAAAACUGAUGCUGCCAGUACCCCAGUAACUUCUCAAUACAUCUAGGAAGAAGAGCUCUCCCUUGUCUUCUCUGUAGGCUUUUAGGCCUCUUGCCUAACAAAGAUUCCAUGUUUUAACAUUCACAACUUAUAUUCCCAGGUCUCUUUUACCUCUAAAAUUCAAUGUUUUUGUUUCGUACAUCUUGACUGAGGCAUAUCUAAAAAUGCCCCAAGGUGCCUUGCUAGGAGUUUUAAACAGCGCAGUUUACUAAGUUUCAGUUUCCCUAGUUACAUUAAUCAUUUCUUCGGGUCUUCAUUUUCUCACCGAUAAAGUGAGGAAAUGGCAGGUUUUUCUCAGUCCUAACCUUUUACGAUUCUCAGUAAAAAAGCAGGAAAGCAAGGAAAGGGUGGUUCCAACACCUCUCACACAAAAAAGACACUGCAUGCUUAGACAGCCGAGGACUUCUGCUAGGCUCUGGUAUUAAUUUACUUCCUAUUCUGCUAACCUAAUGCAGCCCAGGAUCACUGCUGGCCUAUUCAACUGUUCCACAGUGGGUUUUGCUUUAAGAAAGUUGGUUUCUGAGUCUUAGUUUACUGAUGCUCCUUACUCCAUUAAUCUGAGUAUAAAGACUUCCCUUGAAUCAGUAAUCAGUUACACAUGGCAGCUUGCAGGAGCUGGUAAAGAGGACAAAUUAAUGGCUAAGUGGCAGGACAGCCCCCUCACUUCCACAGAACAAGUUGUUUUGAAUGGUGAGAAACAAUUAAGCAAGUUUAUACUAGAUUGUUUACUUGACUCUGCAGCCUUGUGGUGGUCGGUAUGUCACUUCUUUUGUAUUCAUGACACCUAAAAAGACAAAGCAUGUGCCCUUAAAGGGCUUUUUACUUUCUAUGUGAUACUAGGUUUUAUUUUUUAAAAGUUACACCUUUUUUCUCCUCUUUAAAACAGCACCAUUUUUUUUCCAAAGUUGCUGAGACGAAGUUCAGUUUAACACACUUUGUAUUUUUGGUCACCAUAAACAGCAAGCUGUACCCAUCACCAGGGCUUUACUGUGUAGUUCCCCAGAGUCUGCAUUUAUGUUACUUGCAACACUUCCCAUGACCAAGGAGAAGUGGCGUGCAGAUGCAAUCUUGUGCGCUUGUGUGUUUUGAUCAUUCAGACACUUCUUGCAAAAGGGAGCUCAAGACGUUUCCUGCAGAUGACUAACUUGGAGCUUCAGCUGUCCCGGCCAUGGCAGGGUUGUUGUUGCUUCACUGGGUAGGCACCCAGCGCCGAGGCAAGCUGUUUCGUAGACAGCCUCUGAUCAUUUACCCUGGCUGCCCUCCCACUUGGCUCUGCCUCAUGGAGCAAUAGAAUCAUUUCCAUUCUUUCUCAGACUGUUCCAUUUUCUCUUGGCUGCUUUCCUCCUCCCAGGGGGAUUGUUUUCCCUCAACUGUCAAAGAGUAAUGCUUAAACAUUAAAAACAAGACUUCAGAGUCAUGUGAAUUGAAUAGAUAGCACCUCUGCCUACUCUUAAUGUCUCUUUGUCAUUGUUGUCUGCCCCAUUAGUGGCCUGUAGUGGCAAGGAACUGGUUCAAGAUUAAUACUUGAACAUCAUACAGGAAUGAUGCCUCACUUGUCCCCUUCCUGUCAAAGAGCAUCCAUUUAGUCAAGGAAUUUCACUCUCUGAAUAUUUCUAAGUAUAUGUUUAGACCAUCCUUAAAACACCCAUCGCUUGAAACUCUGUUUUUCAAAAGCUUCCUUUUACUUCCCAAAUAAUUCUCAGAAUUUAUCUUCUGGGUAAUGAACCUAGUAGAAGAAUGUACUCGGACUUAACAUUAUUAUUGAUAGAUUCAGUAGGUAUGAUGCUUAAUCACAGACAUCAUCAGUACCUUUGGCCUAUAGCUACAGUAAAUUUAAGAAAACUGAGGCCACCCCCCCCCCUCCAAAAAAGACACAUGUGCUCAAGAACACAUCAUCAGGUGAUCUGGGAAGUAAAAAACUGCCAAGAUAAUUUCUUCUCAGUAUGUCCCUGGAAAAUAGACAUUCAAUUAGGAGAAUGAAUUAGAAGAAUGAGGGAAUUUGGUUGGUUGGUUGGUUGGUUGGCUAGUUUAUGUCCUCCCUGGAUAACAGCAACAGAGCAGACUUAAAUAUGCUUAGCAGAAUUUACACUUUUCUAGAGUUUCUUCCUUGCUUGCAUAACGGCAGUGGUGCCCCACAUCAGCUGUGUUUCAGACUACUCAUAGUUGCUCUAGUCAUACAAUAGCCCAUGUACCUUAUCAUUUAUUUCUUCACAGUCCUGUAACAGUAGCUAACUCUUGCACUGAGCCAGGCACUAUUCGGAGUGCUGUACGUAUAUUAAAUGAAUCCUUACAACAACCCCAUGCAGGAAGAACUGUUACCUGCAUUUACAGGUGAGGUGACUGAUGCCCAAGCAACUUGUCCAGGGUUACACAGCUAGUAAGUGAUGGAGCCCUGAUUCAAACCCAAGCAGUCUAGCUCCAACACCCAUGUGGGUUUUUUUUUAAUAAUAUAGUGAAACUGGCUUGUUUACCUUUUGAUAUACAGUUCUAUAGAUUAUAAUAUUGGUAUAGGUUCAUUUAACCACCACCAUAAUCAGGAUACAGAACUAGCCCACGAGCACCCAUGUAUUUAAUCACUAUACAUACUUCCUCUAUGUACUAGAGCCCAUCAUAAGUCUAAGCACCAGAACUUUUCAACCUCAGCAGGGAAACAUGUUAUCUC
Messenger RNA from Phyllostomus discolor (pale spear-nosed bat), 7116 nucleotides. RefSeq names its product nitric oxide associated 1 (gene NOA1). The transcript is spliced from 7 exons. The record is from RefSeq and is a predicted model, not a curated record. Gene Ontology annotation, molecular function: GTP binding. NCBI's taxonomy places the organism in Eukaryota, Metazoa, Chordata, Mammalia, Chiroptera, Phyllostomidae. Bases 735 to 2837 code for a protein of 700 amino acids.